Penicillium cataractarum is the source of this 1821-nucleotide messenger RNA. RefSeq names its product carboxylesterase/lipase family protein. Bases 1 to 1821 code for a protein of 606 amino acids. The transcript has 5 exons. NCBI's taxonomy places the organism in Eukaryota, Fungi, Ascomycota, Eurotiomycetes, Eurotiales, Aspergillaceae. The record is from RefSeq and is a predicted model, not a curated record.
AUGAGGUUGCUUCUUCCAACUUCUUUGUCGGCCGUUGUAGCCACGGCUCUGGCUUCGCCUUCCGUUACCAUUGAUGCUGGUACUCUCAAGGGUGGAAAGUGCAGCAGUGGUGCGGUCUACUACAAGGGCGUUCCAUUUGCAGAACCUCCGGUCGGGGACUUGCGAUUCGAACCUCCCAAGGCCUACAACAAGAAGUACUCAAACGGAGUACUCAAUUCAACCAUCUCUGCUCCAACUUGUAUUCAGUUUGGAAAUCAAACUGUGCCAUCUGGAAAGAAAUCCGAAGACUGCCUUUACUUGGACAUUUGGGCUCCAUCUAGCGCGACAAAAGACUCCAAACUUCCUGUCAAGGUUUGGGUUUUCGGCGGAUCCGACACUGAAGGAGGCAUUGAAUACCCUCUGUAUGAUGGUUGCAACCUAGCCGAGACAGGCUCAGUUGUUGUGUCAUUGAACUACAGACUCGGGCCCCUCGGUUUCUUAGCACUCAACAGUGCUGGAAUUUAUGGUAAUCAAGGCAUUCAAGAUCUUAUUCUUGGAUUUGAAUGGGUUCAGAAAAGCAUUUCUGCUUUUGGCGGUGACCCUGAAAAAGUACUCGCUUUCGGACAAUCAGCCGGUGCUACAGACGUGUACACUAUUGCGACUCUUGCUGAGGCACCGUCUCUGUUCAAGAGCGCCAUCAUUGAAUCAAUUGCUCUACCCCAAUUGACAAAGAAUUUGACUGCCCAAAAGCUCGGUGCCUCGUUUGCGAAGGGGCUUUCAUGCGGUCUCAGCGACAAAUCCUGUCUCCAGUCCGUUUCCUCUGCCGAGCUUCAGAAGGCAUAUUAUGCCGAUUCCUAUAUCGACUCAGGGGUCGGGGGACUUAGUGGAAUUGGUGUUUCCAAUAGCCAGACGCCUGAGUUCUGGCCAAUUGUGGAUGGCACUGUCAUCAAAGAGAAUCCUCUGCAUCGUGGAGCACAAGUCCCGGCAGUCCUUGGAUACAACCAACAGGAGGGCACUCUGGAUGCCAUCGGGAAGUAUCCGUCGGCCGAGCUCAUCGCAAACCUCACGGCAGCUGAUUACAAGGCUUUCCUCGAAGGAGACUUUGGCUCCGCAGCUCAGACUAUCGAGAAAUAUUACCCGUUAUCUGUGUUUGAGUCUGCUGUCAAGGAAGCCGGGUUGACGAGUGGAGCCGGUGUAUUCAAGGCCAUUUCGACGGUCAUCACGGACGCACAUUUCAAAUGCCCGACAUAUGAGAGUGCGAAGUCUACCGCACGCAACGGUACCCCGGUAUGGACCUAUGAGUUCACUCACAAUUCCACCUGUGCGUGGCUGGAUACGCUCGUCGCGAUCGCAGACGAUUUGUCAUUCCUUGGUGCUGCUCAUACUGCCGAAAUCCCAUUCGUGUUCAGCAAUUUGGAUUUCAGCUAUUCCGAAGACAAUUAUACCUGCAGUAGUUCGACAGCUGAGAGGGAAUUGAGCAAUGAGAUGAUCAGCCUAUGGACUGCGAUGGCAGAGAAUGGAAAACCGUCGACCAAGGCUAUUCAAUGGCCGGAAUUCAAAAUUACAUCAACGGGCUCGAAGACCCCUGGAAUGGUCUUUGGAAACUCGAGUACGCCUGGCCAGAUUGACUACUCCAUCUGCAAGUUGUGGGCCCAGGUCAGCGCUUUGCUGGAUGGAAGAAAUUCCACGGCCACGGCAAAAUCGUCUUCGAGCAGCAGUGUUACGCCUACCGCUUCACCGACCAGUUCUUUUGCAGUAAGUGGCGGAGUAACUGUUUCCCCUUCAACCGGAGGCUCCAUCCUUUUGAGCGCUGUUUUGAUGGGAGCCGCUAUCUUGAUGUGA